Nematostella vectensis (starlet sea anemone) is the source of this 1260-nucleotide messenger RNA. RefSeq lists its product as uncharacterized. NCBI's taxonomy places the organism in Eukaryota, Metazoa, Cnidaria, Anthozoa, Actiniaria, Edwardsiidae. The record is from RefSeq and is a predicted model, not a curated record. The transcript has a single exon. The coding region runs from base 1 to 1260 and encodes 419 amino acids.
AUGGCGAAGUUCGGCUGCCCCGAGAGGUUCAUAAAGAUUGUUAGACAAUUUCACGAUGGGAUGAUGGCCCGUGUUCUUGAUGAUGGAAAUACCUCUGCCCCUUUUCAAGUGUCAAAUGGAGUCAAGCAAGGUUGUGUCCUUGCCCCUACACUGUUUAGUUUGAUGUUCUCUGCAAUGCUGACCGAUGCCUUCAGGGAGACACCCCUAGGCAUCCCCAUCAGGUAUAGGUGUGAUGGAAAGCUGUUCAACCUACGACGUCUGAAGGCCGUCACUAGAGUCAAAGAGACUGUGAUUCGUGACCUGCUUUUUGCUGAUGACUGUGCCCUCAACGCCGUCAAUGAGCAUGACAUGCAACAGGAAAUGGACGCUUUCUCAUCCGCCUGUGACAACUUUGGCCUCACCAUCAGUAUCAAGAAGACUGAAGUGAUGUAUCAGCCCGCCCCAGGAAAACCAUAUCAGGAACCAAACAUCACAGUUAAGGGGCAGCGACUUCAAGAUGUAGAAAACUUCACCUACCUCGGCAGCACUCUCUCCCGCAACGCCAACAUCGAUGCAGAAAUCAACAACCGCAUCGCGAAGGCAAGCAGUGCCUUUGGGAGAUUGAGGAAGUCAGUCUGGGAACGCAGAGGCAUCUCACAAUGCACCAAGAUCAAAGUGUACAGAGCAGUCGUCUUAACAACACUUCUCUAUGGCUGCGAAACUUGGACCAUCUACAGAAGACAUGAGAAACUUCUCCAGCAGUUCCAUCUCCGCUGUCUCAGAAACAUCCUAAAUAUCCGCUGGCAGGAUAGAAUCACAAACACUGAGGUUCUGGAGAGAGCAAACCUCCCCAGCGUCAUUACCACCAUGCGCAAAGCUCAGACACGAUGGGCAGGACACGUCUGCCGUAUGUCAGACUCCAGAAUACCCAAACAGCUGUUGUACGGUGAACUAAGCCGUGGAAGCAGGAAAGUUGGAGGCCAGCGCAAACGCUAUAAAGACUGCAUCAAAUCACAUCUGAAAGACUUCAAUAUCGACGUUUCAACGUGGGAAACUGCAGCAUCUGACAGACCGAUUUGGCGUAAUCUGAUUCACAAAGGUGCCAUCCACUCAGAAAAUAAACGCUCCAACGCAGCCAAAAACAAACGCCAAAAACGCAAGGCUAGAGCUGACCAACCUACCAAUAUGACCCCCUCUUACUGGUGUCCGACUUGUGGAAGGGGUUUUCUUGCACGAAUUGGCCUUAUAAGCCACCUGCGGAUUCAUCCCUCCGCCCCUUAG